Molecule: messenger RNA, 1219 nt
Organism: Panicum virgatum (switchgrass)
Lineage: Eukaryota; Viridiplantae; Streptophyta; Magnoliopsida; Poales; Poaceae
Product: protein FAR1-RELATED SEQUENCE 1-like
Exons: 2
Coding region: 54-983 (309 amino acids)
Biological process (GO): regulation of DNA-templated transcription
Molecular function (GO): zinc ion binding
Source: RefSeq, a predicted model, not a curated record
AUCAACUUGGCUAUACAGCAUUUACAUGUUGAAACACAAGGGCUGAGUGCUAUAUGCUGAAUGUUUUUUCAAUAGGAAUGAGAAGUACACAACUAAGCGAGAGUCUGAAUAAUGCACUAAAAGGCAAUUUAAAAUCAGACCUUGAUCUCAUAAGGUUCCUAAAGCGUGUUGACCAUGUUGUUCAAGAUAAGAGAGAGAAGGAGAUACAAGCUGAAUUUGAAUCUAUAAAGAAACAACCAAGGAUUGGGAUGAGUGCACCUAUGUUACUACAAACAAGUAUGAUUUAUACACCUGCAAUAUUUGAAGUCUUUCAGGCUGAAUAUGAAAAGCACCUGGCAGCCUACACAGUAGGUUCAAAUGGAACUAAUGAAUUUGUCAUUGCAAUUGGAGCUCUCAUAGGAACAUUAACAGUUGAAGAAGAGCGCAAAGUUAUAGUCAACGCGGCUGAUCAAAUGGUUUCAUGUAGCUGUCGACUUUUUGAAAGAAUUGGUAUAUUAUGUAGGCAUGCACUGAAAGGUCUAGAUUUGGUGAACAUUAAGAUAUUGCCUGAAAGAUACAUUUUGAAACGAUGGACCAGAGAUGCAAGAUCAGGGAUUAUCCAAGAUAAGCAUGGGAGGGAUAUAGUGGAAAAUCCUAACUUAGAUGCUGCAAUACGGUAUAAAAAUCUUUGCAAAAUGUUCAUUUCAUUGGCUUCAAGAGCUGCUGAUUUUGAAGACAGCUACUUGCUUGUGGAAGAGGCACUUCAUAACGUGAGUAAGCAGGUGGAAGAAAAAAUUAAAGGAACUCCUAACAUUAAUGCAGAAAAGUCUGGUGCUGAACAAACAUUCAGCUUGCCAGAACAAUAUGCUCAUGUCGUUGGUCUAAAGAAGAAAGAAAAGCAAAAAGGUGGAUCAAAACGAAAGAAGAGUUGGAUUGACAAACUUACUAAGAAAAAGAAGAAAAAAUCAAACAAGAAAAAAAAAGAGCAAGCAUGUGCGACAUGAAGAAUGUGGAAGUCCUAUACCUCAAUCACAAGCAUAUGAAUCAAUUCAUAGUUUUAAUGAAGUUUUAAUGAGUUCAAAUGUUGUUCAAGAUGUUAGCAAUCCUCACUUCUUGGAAGAGAUAGAUGGAUGACAGUUUUAGAAAAGCUUCAGUGUAAGUAUAGGUCAAUUAUGCAGGUCAAAUGGUCUUGAAAAAUCAUCAUCUAUAAUUGUUUUUUUUUGCAGGCCGUGUCCUUGAG